Molecule: messenger RNA, 12229 nt
Organism: Coregonus sp. 'balchen'
Lineage: Eukaryota; Metazoa; Chordata; Actinopteri; Salmoniformes; Salmonidae
Source: the annotation of a GenBank genome assembly
AUGGCGGCGGUGGAGGUGAGUGUGAGUAGCGGCAGUAGUGACACAUCUAGCACGGGCGAAGAGGAGAGGAUGAGGCGUUUGUUUCUGACUUGCGACGGCGACGGUGAUGGAUACAUCAACAGGUAGGCUAUUUAUUAACGACAAGGUGGAUUUAGAAUUGAAGGUUACCAAAUGCGAUGAAUAUAUUUUGCAUACAUCUAGCUACGAGCUGGAAAUAUUAUAAUUUAUUUAGCUACGCGGCUUUGCUCUAGUUUUGUAAUAUAAACUAAUUUCCUUUUCCAGUGACUUCCGUAGCGAACAAUUUCUCCCAUUUUGUUUCGCGCACACUUCGAAACCAUACCUUCUCCGUUUUCGAAACAUGCUUUGGCUCGAUAACUGGCAAAGGCAACCUACAAAACAUCUGCAUGCCAUGGCGUUGGCUUGAGGUUUUGAAAGUUUGCUAGCUACUCAAAAUUACGUUUGACGUCAUUAUAAAAUAAGAAUUUGUUCUAAACUGACUUACCUAGUUAAAUAAUAAAUACAUAAAUAGUGAUAUUAUGUGGGGGUCUCUAAUUAUACGAUGUUUAUGAACUCUGAAGUGUUGAAUGUUCUUGUUAGUAAAUAAAGUAGGCCUACUCUGCUGAAGGCUAUACACAAGCAGAGCGAGCAGUGAGGAAAAUUAAAACAUGCAGGAGAGGAUCGAGAGCUUAAGAGCAUUGGCGCAUUUGACUCAACUCAAACACAUCUGUUUUUACAGAGAAACCCAUGGUUUGCAUAGCCAUUUGAGAUACUAUUUGUGGCCUAGAAUGCACUGUAUAAAAUGGAUUGGUAGCCUCUAAGGCAUUAAAGUUGACAAAUUGAACCAGUUCUGUUGAAAUUGAUGCUUAGGCCAUAUUCCCCAUGCACACUAACCCUUAGACAUGAAACUGAUGAAUAAGAUAUCCAUUGUGCUAAAUAACUACAGCUUGAAGGGCAUACAGGGAUCAAAUUCCCUGUCUAUGGGAAUAUCUUUUGCUCGAAUUGUGUGCUUUUCCACUUCAUCUAGGAAACCUAUUUACCCCCUCCAAACCUUUCCUAAUUUUCCUAAUAUCACUUUUCAAUUCUUUGAGAAGUGAAGCAAAUUUCUCAGGCUGGUGCGGCGGUUAAUGUACCAGCAAUUCAGCUUAGUGCUGCAACUUGUACACCACUCUUCAGACAAUUGAAAACCAUUCUCUUCCUCUCACUCCCACUCUCCGCCUCUCCCUCCCUCUCUCCUUUUCCCUCUGCCUUUCCUUCUCCAUCUCUAUCUUAUCUCCUUCUCUCCCUCUCUCCUGUUAGGAAUGACCUGCUGAUGGUGUGCAGACAACUAAACAUGGAGGAGUCUGUGGCAGAGAUCAUGUGCCAGCUGGGAGCGGAUGAGCGAGGCAAGAUCUCCUUCGAGGACUUCACCCGCUGCCGCAUGCAGCUGGUCAACGAGAUCCGCAAGGAAGAGGGCGAGCUCUCCCAACGCUCCCAGAACUCUGAAACUAAGAAGCUCAGGGAACACCUCGCCUCCUGGCCAACCAGCAGCGAGAACAGCCUGGGUGAGUUUUUGAAGAUAGCCAAUCACGAUUAGGCACAAUUGUAAAUUAUAUUGUUAAACAAGAGACGGCAACUAAUCACAGCUGCCUAAAAGCUUAAAAUCAACUAAGAACAGGCAACACCAAACACUUAAACCUGACACCCAACAACUAACUGCAAACAACCACUUACCCUUAUACCACAGUCAUUAUUAACCAUAAACAACUGACACCAAACCUCUAACAUGAAACAACCAGAACAUAACCUGCAUGACUGAGGCUAGGUUUUUAUCUCUGUUGCUAGCCUAAACCUUCAGUGACCUUUGUUUUAAUUGUUCUUUAGUUGUUCCUGGAACAUCAGCGAGUGCUCAUUAUUGCGUAAUGAAAUGAGAGCAUAAUGAGCAGGAAUGUUUACCUCAAGCCCAUUCACAAACAUGGACAAUUUUAUAGUGACUAAUUCAAUCAUCCUAACUCGACCCACUUUACAUGUGCAUGAAACCACUUCAAAAGUAAUCCACAGAGAGCAAAAAACUUAAAUCUAUUUGCACAGGGAAGCAAUAAUGCAAAAAAAUGUAGACUGAUAUUCUCUUGAACCAGAUCUGGUUGGGAGUGUCAACCCUUCACACUGCUUAUUAGUUACUACCUGUUUAGUUUUGAGUUAUAACAUGUGUCCCCUAGGGGCCCUGUCAGGGGCCAGAGAGAGCUGGGAGUACGACUCUGGGGCCAGGGACCUCCAGAGUCCAGACAUCCAGCCUCGGCAAACACAGACCCAGCAACAGCCAGCCAUCCUCCAGAAGCUCCUGGAACAGCCUGGGACUGUCCAAGAACAGCAGGCUGCCCUCCAUAUGCUCCUGGCCCAGACCAGCGCCCACUGUAGCCCCCCGGGGGGAAAUUACCUGGAGCUGGCCAACACGGUGAGUAGGCAUCUGUUGAUGCUGGUGAUGAUGAGUGCGUUGUGCUGGUGGUAGUAUUGCAUUGUAUUGAUUCCUGGUAUGUUUCCUUUUGAAUUUUCUUGUGAGCCACCCAAUGAGCAAAUUAGGCCUAGUUGUUUCUAGUCACAAGCCAUUCUCCGGCCCUGUACGAAUUGGCUGCCAGUGCCACCCACCAUUUGGUAAACACUGAUGUAGGACAUAACGGUGAGAUCGGGAAACAUCAGCUGACUACUUAGCCUCUGAGUUACGAGAUCUUUAUUACGGCAAAUAAUGAAGGAAUGAGUGUGUAAUGGAAUUCCAGAACACACAACCGUGUUGUUUAUGUAAGCUGUCAUGGCACCUCCAACACUCAUAUACUGUGUAGUAGAUAACACACAUAACCCUGAGAAGUGUUUUCGUGCUGUGUGAAAGUUGAACCAUUGAAAAUCCAUAUAAUCUCUUCCUGGGAAAGGACUGUCACCAUAAAGAUGGGGGGAAAUGAUUUGACGGUAGGUGUAGUAAGCAUUGGUUAUGCUGCAGAGGGCAGUGCUGCUUAUGAUAACGCAAUUUUCUCACAUUCUCCUCUCCUGUUUAGAGCAGCCACUGGGCCUGUAUGGCUUGACAUCAUGGUACCUCCUGUUAAUGAUUAGGAGAUGGUAAUUCUAGAUCUGUGCAUAAGACUGAGCAAUGUAGCCAUUCAUCUAUAAUGAGGAUUUCUCAAUUCUUUAAGUGAAUUUAAAUUAAAUUUACUUCCUGAAUUGAUUGAGUUGAAAUUACAUUUAUUCUAACUGUGACACCAUCCCUGUGUCUUUACUCUUCAGCAAGAUAACUUGUCAAACCCACAGAACUCUUCUGACUAUAGAAACACAGUGGAGUAUCGCAAUACAUUUUCUGCUUGGUCCGGGUAGGUUGGUCCAACUCUCCCUAAAUGUUGACCGUGGCUCUCUUUUUCACUUAGCCUUGAGGAGUAUCAUCAUACGGGUAUCAGCAUAAUCUUCAUCACCUCCCCUGAGCAGCGCUCACACCAUCACACCCCUUCAUUAAUGCAUCCAUAUUUACUAUGAAUCAUAUGGGGCAGUCUCAUGAGCUGUCAUGUCCCCUUCCUAUAUCAGGUUUCAGGGCUGGGUGCCUUUAUGGACCCACAUAAAUCAUUUAGUGGUUUAUUACUGAGAUUAACAUCAUGACACCGUCCCUGUGUAGAUUAGCACAGGCACCGGAGAGAAUGGGAGGUUAAACGCUAUCAGUUGUCAGUGACAGAGAGUGAUGUUUGUGUCUGAGUGAGAAAGUGUAGUCACUAGUCACUUUCCACCCCUAACCAUUAUGUGGGGUAUGGUGCAGUGGCAUAGCAACCAUUUUGGCCCCCCCCACGCGAUUAUGAGCCCCACUUUACAGGCUUGUCCUGCCGGCAUUAUGUUUAAUGCAGCCGCUAGGCAUCGAUUACAGCCCUAAUGGAACAUCUGGUUGCUGACAGGGAGGAUGUGUAACUCUCAAUGCUUUGGUUGUCUGUAGGUCGACCUGGGACUUUAUGGACGUGUUCGUGUCAUGUUUUUUUAUGUUUUCAGACUAGGGAGAGCGUACAGAAUGGAUGCUAUGUAGCAUAUAUUUGUAUUUUUAUGCCAGGGUUAGGCCUUUUCUAUAUGGGUCUAUGAAAUGCCGAAAUGGAAAAGGUCUAAACGUGUGAUUUAGGCACACAUAUAGACCAUGUGACUUGUUAGUAUGUGGAGGUCUUGUAUUACGUUCUGUCGUUGAAGGCCAUUUGUUAAUAUUAAGUCGAGAGUGAAUGCUUAAUUUUCUCCUGUGUGAAUAGAAAAGUGUGUGUACGUGGCGUGAGAGAGAGAGAGAGAAAGAGAGUAUGUUUACGUGCAUCAGCCAGCAUCGUGUAUAGCAGAAAUUACAUUGCCAUCCCUGGUUGAAUAGAAUACCAUGCCCCCUCACCCAACACUCAUUAACCAACUUCGUCUCCCUCCACACUUAGCAAACAACAUAUUGUGUUUUGGGGAAAAUAAUGUGUACGUCAUUAUCUCCCUGAGAAGAAACUUAAUCCCUGGGUUUGCAGAUUGCUUUCUAUGGCAGCUUGAGUUCAUUCACACUCCUAUUCAUUAGCUGGUAUUUCAUUGGCUAGUUAGGGGGGAUUUAAUCAUUAUGCGGGAUUGCGGGAAUGCUGUUACCCUGUUGGCUGCAGCCAGCAUCCGACCAGGGCUGUAAAGGCAGAUUCAUUGGACACAUGCAGCGGACGCCAACAGAUUAAACAGCGAGGACGGUAUAUCACUGUCAAUGGGAAUUUCUGACAGUAUUCAACUGAAACGUACACUUUUCAAAUCCCUUUUUUAUUUGGAUAGCUCUGUGCACUCUGACCCCGAAAGAAGGACUCUCUUUCUGAAGAGUCUCAGACCCUGUUUGAGUACUUGCACCCUUCCUUCUUUGAUUGUGGUAAUCUGUUGGGGUUUGGAUAAGUGAAAACACCUGUCGCUGUCAUUAAUCCAACCCUUGUGAGAGUUUCACUUAUUUUGCUAUCAUUCCAACCAGGUCUGUGUCUCUGUGAUAACUUCAAGGGAGGAAGGAAAGGAGAAUUUGUAGGCCUAAGUAUUGGGACAGGGCCCUGGUUUGAUUCAUGAUUACGUGUUGCAGUUGUCUUUAGCCUGAGGGCUGAGCUUCUUUGGGGCCUAACUGCCUCAUAGGUUAAACAAAGAAAUCCCACACUACACAACUCUUGAGUACACAGUGUGGCCUUGUAAUAUAUUUUCUAGCCCUUCGGUAAAUACUUUGCUGUGGUGGGUUCUCUCAGUGGAGCACAUCUUGGUAUUCCUCUCCCUUUUUGAGGAAGUACAUAUGUACUGGAGCACUCACAAGUGUUGCCUUUCAGCCAAGGCCUUUCCAUCACCCCUCCUGAUUGUAUAAAGGUUGGCUGUGAGUGUUCUCUAGAUUGAAAACCUGGCCAGUAUUCUGAGCCCAGUACACACAGCCCCAUCUCAUUAGUGUUGGGAUGCAUGCCUCCUCUCUCUCUCACACACCAUCUAAUCAUCCCUAACAUACAUGUUCCCCAGGAUUGCAGGCAUGAUUCAUGCCUGUAACACACGACAUGCUCACAUGGAUACACACAGUUAAGUGCCAUCUCAUCUGCGCUGCUGGGAUACACUCGCUGAUCACACCCAUGAUUCAUGCCUCACACACACAGUUUAGUGCCAUCUCAAUAUCGGUUCAUUAGCCGUUGACCCACCAAUCACUCAGCCCGGCAGGCCCACUGCAUUCAGCCACUUUAACGCCAGUCGAUUGUCGAUUUCGAAACGCUCAAGUAGUUCACUCUAUCUUCAUGCAACCUGAGAUUGGCCUCAAAAAUCAAGAUUCCUUGAGUCAAAUGGUUGAUGUGACACAGUAAGAUAAAUGUUGUCUAUUUAACAGUUUCUCGAAAACAGUGGUUGCUACCUGAGAUGGCUUGGGGUUUCAAUCUCAUAGAGUGGGUAUUGCAUUAAUACGAGAUUCAAUAUUAACUCCACCAACACUGAAACAGGGUUGGAAAGAGAUGUUUUGCUCUGUAAUGCUGUCCGCGCAUAUAUACACACACAAACAAACAACAAACAAACAAACACUUGUUCCUCCACCCUUACAUUAAAUCCCAUCCUCCUUGAAUACUGUAUACUGGCAGCGGACAGUACUAGUAUGUAACUUCCCAUUCAUGAGAAUGCCACUGUCAUUUAUUAAUUCCAUUCAUGUACAGCAUGCUCUAGUACUUUACAACAUGAUGUAUGUUAAGCUAAAGGCACGGGUUGCAACCAUACAGGCUGAAAUAGCUAUCCAUAGUCAGAUCUCUCUUUACACUAGUUUUUUGCAAGACACUUUUGUCUGAUCUAAAUUCCAUGCCACUUACAGUAUGUACACCUGUUUAAAUAGCCUCUAUAUGGCAGUUUCUCUUUAAGGAUCAUACAUGUGUAAUAUUCCCACUGGUGUGGGUGUGGAUGGUAAGGUUUUAUCCAUAGCAGGAGUGCAGAGCUGGCUGUAUUUUUCUCACUACUGGUCUCCGUCUGGUGUCUCAGUAUGAAAUCCCCCUAUGAUAUGACACCAGGGCCUCAGCCAAGCCCCAAAAUAGAGCAAAGUAGUCCUAAUCGAUUAAUAUACAGUUACUAAUGGAUCGUUUUUAAGACAUCCAAGACAGCAAAAAGCCAAAUUAAUAUAUGUUAGUUAACGGAUGCAGUAUUUGAGGAGUGUAGGAAGGAGGAGUGUAGGGAGGAGGAUGUGUAUUUUGACAAAAUGAGCCAGUACAUGCCACUCUGUUCAAUAUGGCAGUAGCUUACAGAGGGAAGUGUUUUUACCAGAGGAAGAGAAGUGAGUGAUGCUUGGAGGAUGAGAGGAUGUGGGAGGAGGGGCAGUCAUGCUGAGAGGAUGUAGACACAGCCGAGCGGUCUUGCCACAUGUUAAUGGAGGAGGGGAAGGAAGACUGGGAGAGGAAUAGGUAGAGGGGUAGGUAGGGGAGGAAGAUACAGUCACCAGGGGAAUGAUCCAGAACAGGAAUGUGCAUCCAGAGCCUCCUGUUUCUUCUCUUGCCUCAGGGAACACACAAACAUCACACACACAGACACACAUUAGGCUAUCCCUUUACCACACCAGCCUUGGUUCAUGUCUUGUUUGAUGUUUGUGAGUUGCGAGGUGUAAGCUAGCCUGGCUAGUGGUCUUACAAAGCCAGUUCCCCCAUUUUAUUACCAUCCUCCCAAAGAGCACUCAAGUUUCUUUCUUCAUAGCCUAACCAGUAUGAAUCCAGACACAGGCAGGCUAAUACAUGGAACAUGUAUAAGUCUGAAGCAGCUUUGUUAUUCUGGCGCCUCUGUUUAAGUCUCCAUCAGCGCUAUGUGAUAUAAAGCUGUAACGGAUGAGUUAUAUGUGCCUUAGAUUGCUCUUUAAGAAGCCCAAGCCUCAGCCAUUCCUGAGCAGGCACUAAUCCUGAUCUUAGCAUCGAUCUCAGGAAAGCUCUCUGCCAUCUAUCUCUCUGUGUGCUGUAUGUCACUGCAUGUGAGUAAUUGUAUUUACCCAUUACUUGAUGACAAUAAUUACUUUUGUCCAGGCAUUAAGCCCAGAGGUCAGCCUCAACUUGACCUCUGGCAUUCAAUGAGCCAGAGAGUAGAAAUGGCAUGGCCCAGUCCUCCUGGACUCGUAAAUGGAUUUAUCAUUGUGAAAUGUCAAAGGGAAAACAUUCAGUUACCCUAAGUACAAAAAGUUAUUAAGCUAGACUUUUAGUUCUGCAAUGUCCACAGGAUAGUAGUACAGUAAAGCUAUCCUUCUCAGUCACCCCUUUCAAAAUGGCCAACCUUGUUUUGACCUUAGAGCUGAGGAAGAACUGAAUCAAUUUGUGCCUAACUGGUGGUCAAAAUCGCACAAUUUAAUAGACGUGUCCAGUUGUGGACAUCAACCAGUUGUGACGGGUGUUAUGUCAGUCUUAUAACAGCAUUAUGUCUAUUUCCUGCUUUAGUGGGAGUUGUUUUUCUAUAGAUCAGACAUUGUGAUUAAAGGCCUUUACUCAGCAGGUAGAGAAAGAAUAGGCACCACCAGCUUGGCCCUUAGCCAGUCCUUCCUCUAUGGGGGCUAGCUGCUGCACUGUUUGGAUAAGUGUCUGUAUCUCUGGCUAGCGCUAAACCCAUAGCCCCCCUGUGUGCUGGGCUAGCCUUAUCGCUAUCUGCCCUCAAACCAUAGCCCUCCCUGUGUGCAAGGCCUAUCGCUAUCUGCCCACAACUCAUAGCCCUCCUUGUGUGCUAGUUCUGCUAGCUUUAUUGCGAUCUGCCCUGCAGCAGAUUUUUGAUUUCACACGCAAGCAAGUUUGGUUUCACUGUGUCACUGACACUGUCCCUCUCCCAGUGCCAAUCCUCUUUUCUCUCCCACUUGGAAAAGUGCCCAGAAAAGCAUUAGCGAGUCUCCAAUAAAUGCGCCCAGCCAGCACCACUGCACUGCACAGUCACUGUGUCCUCCAAGCUCUGUGUCAGUCGCUAACAAGGUGUUAGCUGUGAUGUGUUGGCCUAGUUUUGACGUUGUAAUGACUCUUUUGGAAUAACCUGUGGUUGUUGGAAGGCUGUUGAGGGGACUGUGUGUUAGUGAAGAGGUAAGUAACGCGAGGUGACAGGGCAGGAGGAUGAACGAGAUGGGUGGUAUUUUUGUGGGGAAAGUCUCUUUAGGUAAUGUCAGCCCUAUAGCAUAGAGCUGGGUUGGCAGGUUGGAGUGGAUGUAGCUAGAGACCAGACCAGAGACCACUGCAUAGGCAAAUUAUUGAAUCUUUGAUAUCUAUGUGGGUGAGGGGAGAGGAUGUUGGACGGUUUACACUGCUGUGUAGAUUGGAUGAGUAACAUGCAAUCGAUCUUCAGGGAAGGCUCUCAUUUUAGUCUGGUUGGAGAAUCGCUUUCUGUUCGGGCAUAUUUUAUUAGAUACUCAACUGUAUUUAAAUGUGUGUACCUACAUGCUGUGCUAUAUUGCUUUACAUUGCUCUGGGAGAUUGUAUUUCCAUGUUGUGUAGUGAUGGGUAUGUGAGCUUUCUUCCACUACUAACCUGUUGGAUCUGCACUAGUAACAGCAAAGUGUCAUUAUGUGAACACAUUAUUUCUAUGUUUUGCUAUCUAAUUACAUUUCUAUCUGCCUAGAAAACCUCUCAGGAAAAAGGAAACCCUUGAGGAAAGAAGGGGUCUAUUCUCCAUAUCAUUGUUCUCAUUAAUUUUCACUGGGCAGGGAGAGAGGGAGACAGACUAGACUACGCGCUCCAUACCAUUUCAAUUAGAACGUAAACCAGCUCCCAAUGUACCGCUUCAUGAAUCAUACAUGCAGGUCUUUUCACAGGGCCUGAGCAGUUCUGUCUAAACCUAGAAGCACCUCUGAUAUACUCUGAGUGCAGAGUCAGCAACUUAGGUUCAAUGUUUUGUCUCCUUCUACAGCUCAUCUUCCCAAUUGUCUCCUGCUGUUUGAAUUCUUUUAAUUUUAUUGUAAUAUUGUCCUCUUAGAAUAUCAACGUGGAAUGGAAGUGGUUUCAGCACAGUUCUUUUUUACCCCCUAGUGAAAGAAAUGGGAGAAGACAUUAGGCUGGGAAUUAAUAUAAUAAUAUAUUAAUUCCUGGUUGAAGCUUUGUGCUAGAUGGUGGUAGAUUUAAGUAUUAAUACUGCCUUGCCUUGAAGUCUAACUAUUGACUUUGAAUUCAGUGAUCAGGGCGUUGUGAGUUUAAAUUAUUGUUGGUUCAUUUUCUAAUUUGCAUGGCAAGUAAGGGAGAGUUUCAAUUAGGGGAAUAUGCCAGCAAGUGUGUGUGUGUGCCCUGCUGUGUGUGUUUCCCCUCUUCAUGCUGCUCUUUGUGCGUUUACAUGCUGAUGAGCCGUGUCCAGCUUAGGGAGCAGCGGUGUCAGGAUCACGCUUCCUAACAGCGCUGCUGUGUGAGAGCACGUCUAAAUUAGUUUAUUGUGAUGCUCCUGACGCUCCUGCUGUGUCCAUCUACAUCUUUGUGCGUGUGUGUAUGCUACUCUGCUAUGUGGUCUCCUUGAUACCUUGGUUGUUCCUUUAUUGUGGCUUCCUGUCAAAUCACAGCUUGUCAUAUCAAAAAUACAACCAAUAUCAAUAGGGGGAUCUGUUGAUUAUUUUUGGCCCAAGCAGGUCUCUACUACUUAUUGGUGUCCUUUUAGUAGGGGUUUCUUUGCAGCAUUUCGACCAUGAAAGCCUGAUUCACACAGUCCCCUCUGAACAGUUGAUGUUGAGAUGUGUCUGUGACUUGAACUCUGAAGCAUUUAUUUGGGCUGCAAUUUCUGAGGCUGGUAACUCUAAUGAACGUAUCCUCUGCAGCAGAGGUAACUCUGGGUCUUCCAUUCCUGUGGCGGUCCUCAUGAGAGCCAGUUUCAUCAUAGCGCUUGAUGGUUUUUGCGACUGCACUUGAAGAAACGUUUAAAGUCAUUGAAAUGUCCCUUAUUGACUGACCUUCAUGUCUUAAAGUAAUGAUGGACUGUCGUUUCUCUUGCCAUAAUAUGGACUUGGUCUUUUACCAAAUAGGGCCAUCUUCUGUAUACCCCCCUACCUUGUCACAACACAAUUGAUUGGCUCAAACGCAUUAAGAAGGAAAGAAAUUCCACAAAUUAAUUUUUAAGAAGGCACACCUGUUAAUUGAAAUGCAUUCCAGGUGACUACCUCAUGAAGCUGGUUGAGAGAAUGCCAAGAGUGUGCAAAGCUGUCAUCAAGGCAAAGGGUGGCUAUUUUUAAGAAUCUCAAAUAUAAAAUAUAUUUAGAUUUGUUUAACACUUUUCUGGUUACUACAUGAUUCCAUAUGUGUUAUUUCAUAGUUUUGAUGUCUUCACUAUUAUUCUACAAUGUAAAAAAUUGUAAAAAUGAAGAGAAACCUGUGCAUGUGUAGGUGUGUCCAAACUUUUGACUGGUAAUAGAGAUAUAUAUCCUUAAGUGACUGCCUUUCCCCUUGUCAACUUAAUUAAACCUAUCUGAAUUAGUCUAGUGGCUAACACAAAUAUUUUGCGGCCCAUUAUUGAACCAUGUAGUCAAAUAUUCAUUACUGGUUGCUCUAAACACUGGUCAUCAAUAUAUUACUAAAGUGCUCCAAUCUGUUCAUAUUUAAUGAGGCCUGAACGGGCCGCUAAUCUACUAGUGCGCCCUAAACACUAUAAUUAAGACUACGAGAGGAACCACAAUGUCAGAAGUGCACUUUAAUUGCUUUAACAGCCUCCGCCAAUGUUUGUCUAUGGAGAUUGCAUGGCUGCAUGCUCGAUUUUAUACAUCGGUCAUCAACGGUUGUGGCUAAAAUAGCCAAAUCCACUAAUUUGAAGGGGUGUCCACAUCCUUUUGGCCAUGUAGUGUACCAUUAGUGCUGGGUCAGUCGGACACAGUCUUUUGUGUGAGUGCUGGUCUGAGUUUAGCUAAAAAAAAAUGCCGGAACAAGCUAUGAGAGAAACUCCUACAACUGGAGGGAGGGACAAGCAGAGAGGGGGAGGGACAAGCGAGACUGGAGGGAGGGAUAAGCAGUGAGUGAGAGAGCUAGAGUGAGAGAAGGAGGGAUAGGGAGUGGGAGCCAGAGUGUGUGUGUGUGAUUGAGAUCUGCAAUUGGAUGGUCUGGGAAAGGCACAGAGUAACUGAAGAAAUAGGAGGAGGAAGUGAGGGUGGGGGUGCUGCUAAAACUUGAAGUUGUAACGGAGAGGGGGAGUAGAGAGGGGGGUCAGGAGGAACCCGACAGGCAAACUGCAAUCUGACUGGCAGCCGACCAGCAGAGACGCUGACACACUGGGGAACGCCCACCGCUACACACAAACACACACACACACACGCUGAGCCUGGCCCCAGGGAGUUCUCUCCACACACACUCCGGCCGUGGUGGCAGCGCGUGGAGAUGACCAGGGAGAGCGGCAGAGAGAAGGUGAGCCAGCCAGGAGCGACUCCAGCAGUUUUCUCGGAUACACUCAGGAACAGGGCGCUACUGAUUUAACAGAUAACGGAUCAUGGUGACUGUGCACCUCUGAACGGUGUGUGUGUGAGCGUGUUUGUGUGUGUAUAUACCUCCACCUUUGGUCUGUCUGUGCGUGUUCACGCUGAUCAUUGUGUGGAAUAAGGGUAUUUUUCUGAAUGAAGAUGGCUGGCCACGGCAGCCAGUGGAAACUGGAGAGUACAGGCAGCUGAAGACAAGGGACUGCUUUUUUUCUUUCGUCCUUCCCUUCCUCCGUCUCUCUUUCCUCCUCUCCGCCAUCAGGAGAGGGCGAGCCCUGCAAUCUUAAUCUGUUUGGAGAGUUUUGGAAAAUCAUGAACUCUUCCGGAGCAGCCGGGAAAUUUGGGAGUGACUCCCAGGUCGAAGUGGGCAAG